AUGAACAGCGUACUGUCAUCACUGACGUGGGGCACGUGGGAUGACGCCGAAUGGGCACCCGCGAACACGACCGCUAUGGGAUCUGCAGCUGCUGACUCUCUCGAUCGCGUUCCUCAGUCCAUUGCGCAGCGAAGUCGACGCAGAUUGCAGAAGAAGGCGCUGCGUGCGCCCAAGAACUCGCAGCUCUGGUUUGAGGAGCUGCUCGAGCGUGUGGAAAGCACGUCCUUUGGCCGAGAGAAGGCCGUCUACCACUGCAAUCCGCUCAAGUGUUUGCACACGUCAAGGGACUCACCCAGCGAGACAGCGACGUGUAUACCCUGGGUCAACCUGCCCGACGGACUGCAUCCACGGAAUGGCAAACUGCCAGCACAGCGGGCAAGCAACAAGCAACAACAAGUGGAUAACUUGGUCGUCUUUUUGCAACACAUGCUGCGACCAGGCGAUGAGGUUGUCGAGUUCUGCGCCGGGUCCGGAUAUGUGGCGUUGCCGCUCGCUCAUCUCUACCCACAGUGCACGUUUGUUUUGCUGGACAAGAAGGAGCCUUCACUUGCUAUCGCCAAGGAGCGCAUUGCCGCUGCCCAGUUGACAAACGUGAAGACUUUCUGCGGGCUUAUCGACGAAUAUCAUGAGCACUUCGAUGUGGGCAUAGCGCUGCACGCUUGUGGUGAGGCGACUGACAUCGUGAUGGAGAAGUGUAUAGAGGAGCGAGCUGCAUACGUUCUGGCCCCGUGUUGCGUCGGUAAAAUCAAAUCGAGCAACUUGGCGUACCCUCGUUCUGCCACCCUCGCUGCCGAGCUCUCUCGCACCGAGUACGAAGUACUGGCGAAGGCUGCCGACUUUGGACAUUCGAGUAGUACUGCAGUAGCGCAGAUGGACACCAAUCGCCGACGCCGACGCUGCAAAACGCUCCUCGAAAGUGAUCGCAACAUGUGCGCCGAGGAAGCGCAGUACGAUACGUUCAUGUUCAUCAUGCACCCACCAACUGCCACCCCGAAAAACGAUGUCCUCGUUGGGGUUCCGCGUACGAUUUCGAUCAAACAAGAGCCAGCGGAAGUUGCACGUAGACCGUUCCAGCUCGCAUGUGAAGACAUGCUAUCGACGGACUCGCUAGUGUACAAAGCAAUGUUUGGCGGUUAA
This is a messenger RNA of Hyaloperonospora brassicae, 1137 nucleotides long. Lineage: Eukaryota; Oomycota; Peronosporomycetes; Peronosporales; Peronosporaceae. The record is from the annotation of a GenBank genome assembly.